Punctularia strigosozonata HHB-11173 SS5 is the source of this 909-nucleotide messenger RNA. RefSeq lists its product as uncharacterized. Lineage: Eukaryota; Fungi; Basidiomycota; Agaricomycetes; Corticiales; Punctulariaceae. The transcript is spliced from 5 exons. The record is from RefSeq and is a predicted model, not a curated record. Bases 1 to 909 code for a protein of 302 amino acids.
AUGUCUACCCCCGAGGCCACCCCUGCCCCUGCCCCCGUCGAGGAGGUCAAGCCUACCGAGACCCCUGCGCCCGCUGCCGAGGCCGCGCCCGUCGAGCCCGCUGCUAUCGCGGAGGCGCCCAAGGCUGAGGAGCCUGUCGUUGAGGCUCCCAAGGAGGAGGCCAAGACCGAGGAGGCCCCCGCUGCCACCGCCGAAGUCCCGGCUGCCGAGCCUGCGGCCGAGGCCCCCAAGGACGAGGCUGCCGCCGCCCCCGCGACCGAGGAGGCGAAGCCCGCUGAGGAGAAGAAGAGCGACCGUCCCAAGAGCCCCGGCUUGCUCGCCAAACUCCUUGCUCCCUUCAAACCCAACCACGACAAGAAGGCCGAGAAGAAGGUGAAGGAGACCAAGACUAAGAAGGAUAAGAAGAAGGAAGAGUCCGAGGCCUCCGCUGCUCCCGCUGCUACUGAGGAGCCCGCCAAGGAGGAGGCCAAGGCCGAGGAGACCCCGGCUGCUCCUGCCGAGGAAGCCGCUGCUCCCGCUGCCGAGCCGGCCGCCGAGCCCGUCAAGGAGACCGAGACUGCUCCGGCGGAGGAAGCCCCAGCUGCUGAGGCCGCUCCGGCUGAGGCUGCUGCUGAGACCACCGAGAAGAAGGAGGAGAAGCCCAAGGCCUCUCCCGCCAAGAUCGGCCGCCGUUUGUCGGCUCGCGUCGGUGAUUUCUUCAAGGUGAAGCCCAAGGAGGCGUCGCACCCUCCCAAGGUGGAGGAGAACCCGCCCAAGAUCGAGGAGCCUGCACCCGUUGCACCCCUCGAGAACCCCGCUGCUGAGGAAGCCCCCGCAUCAACUGAGGCGCCCGCUGCCGAGCCUGCCCCCGUCGAGGAGGCGCCCAAGCCCCUCGAGACCACACCCGCUCCUGUUGCCGCCGCGGCAUAA